Molecule: messenger RNA, 2548 nt
Organism: Caenorhabditis angaria
Lineage: Eukaryota; Metazoa; Nematoda; Chromadorea; Rhabditida; Rhabditidae
Source: the annotation of a GenBank genome assembly
AUGUUAUCCCCAGUUUUACGAUUUACGGUAAUUUUUCUGGGUUUUUUUCUAGAUUUGUAAAAAUGAUUGCAGGCUUUACAAUGUAUAAUAUUUCAUCUUGGCGUUCAUGGAAGUGCUGAUGAAUAUCGACUACUCUCCGAUCUUCGACAUAAUUAUGAUGCAUAUGAAAGACCCGUGGCAAAUUCGAGUGAACCAUUAGUUGUAUCUGUGAAAAUUUAUUUACAACAAAUUCUAGAUGUGGUACGUGUUGUUUUUUUUUAAUUGAAACAAUAAUUUUUAAAUUUUUUCAAUUUCAGGAUGAGAAAAAUCAAGUGAUAACUUUAGUUGCUUGGAUUGAAUAUCAGUGGACAGAUUAUAAAUUAAAAUGGGAACCAAAUGAAUACGGUGGAAUUAAAGAUAUUCGAAUUCCUGGUGGUGCAAAUGCUAUCUGGAAACCUGAUGUUUUACUAUACAACAGUGCUGAUGAAAAUUUCGAUUCAACAUAUCCAGUAAAUUAUGUUGUGAGCAACACCGGAGCAGUUCAACAAGUUCCACCAGGAAUUUUAAAACUCAGCUGUAAAAUCGAUAUUACAUAUUUUCCAUUUGAUGAUCAAGUUUGUCAUUUGAAAGUGAGUUGUUUAUGUGUUUUAUGAAAUAUCAAUCAAAACGUAAAGUGAAAUGGGCCAUAUCUCAAAACUACAUCUACUAAUCUAGGGUCCUUUUUCAUGCAUUUUGUCUUUUCCUUUUUGUUUCUUUUUUUCUGGGAAGUAAACAACGAUUUUUCCUGGUUUUUGAAAAUGGAGAAAGAAGGAGGAUGAAAAAGAAAACUUUUCAAAAUUUUGAAAAUAUUUUUUUAUUGAUAAAUUGAAGUCUAAUUUGAAACAGUGAAUUUAUUUUUAUUGAAAUUUGAAAUUUUGCAAUAAAAUGUGAAUAAUGUGAUUCUAACCAAAAAAAUCCUAAUAAGUAAUUCUGGCUCAUAUUCAGUUUCCACAAUUUUUUUUCAGUUCGGUUCCUGGACUUAUAGCGGAAAUUUUAUCGAUCUCCAAAUUAAUGGCCCGGAGGGUAAAAAUAUUUCACAAGAAGGCAUUGAUAUCUCAUAUUAUGUUCAAAAUGGUGAAUGGAAUCUAUUAGGUAAUUUUUUCCGUUUACUUUCCGAAAAACAUAUUUCAAAGUUAAUUUUUUCCAGCAGUUCCAGCGGAACAUGUAGUAAAUACUUUUGGAAAUGAACCAUAUCCAUCGUUGUUUUUCUAUUUGAUUAUUCAAAGAAGAACUUUGUAUUAUGGUGAGAGUUUUUUCAUAUGAAAGCAUUUCAAUAAUAUUUUUUCAGGCCUCAACUUAAUUAUUCCAUCAUUUCUCAUAUCACUUAUGACUGUUUUAGGAUUUACAUUACCACCAGAUGCUGGAGAGAAAAUAACUCUUGGUGAGACAUUUUAUCGAAUCUCUAAUCUUGAAAUAACAAUUUAUCUUCUUUUCAGAGAUUACAAUUCUUUUGUCUGUUUGUUUCUUUUUUGAGUAUGGUUGCUGAUAUGACACCACCAACUUCUGAAGCUGUUCCUUUAAUUGGUAAGUUUCAACUUUUUAAUAAGCAUAAUUUCUGCCCUUUACUCUACUUCAUCUUCAGUUUUUUUCAAACUUUUAUAGCUGUUUUGAAUUCAUAACCAAUUUUGAAAAUUCCUUUCCAUUAACUUUCGAAAUUCUAGUUGUUCAAAUAAUUUUAAUUUCAGUUAUUCCCCUAUUUUUCCAGGAGCAUUUUUCUCAUGCUGUAUGUUAGUUGUUUCUGCUUCAGUUGUCUUCACAGUUCUCGUUUUGAAUUUGCACAACCGUAAACCAGAAACACAUGAAAUGAGUCCAUUCGUGAGUCCCUGAAAAUAGUUAAUUUUAUUCUUUCGAAAAUUUCAGCUUCGUGAGGUUUUAUUGAUUUGGUUACCCUGGUUACUUUUUAUGCGGCGUCCUGGCACUACAAUCUUCAACCGAUCUCUUAUCAAAGCUGAAAAAGCAGAACAGAAAGCGAAAUUAGAAGCAAGAAAUGGGAAAAUAACCCCAAUGAAGAGUACGGAUUUGAUAAAUCCGUCAGAUGGAUUAUCUUUGAUGAAGAAUAUUCGAGCAACUAGAAAACAACAAAUGGAAAAACAUCAGGCGAUUGAUAUUGAUGAAGAAUUUCAUGUUCAUCAUAAUCAUCAUAAUAAUCAUUUGAAUCCAUCUUCUCCACACGAACUUCCACCAAAAUUAACACUUUCAAAAUAUAUGUCGGAAUCAUUUUCGGAAGACGGUUUGAUAACUGAAAUGAAUAAAUAUAUGCAGAAAGCUUGUUUGGAAUUGAAAAAUAUUUCUACACAAAUCAAAUUUAUGAGAAAAAGAAUGGAAGAGGAUGAAAGGGUAAGAUGAGAUUCUUGUUCAAAAUCAAUCAGUUUUUUUGUUCUAAAAUAAAUUAUUGCAGGAUGAACAAGCUGCAAAUGAUUGGAAAUUUGCAGCAAUGGUUGUGGAUCGAAUGUGUCUGAUAACAUUCUCAUUUUUCAUUGUUUUUAGCACUUGUGGAAUUAUGUUCAGCUCUCCACAUUUAAUUGCUUAA